Molecule: messenger RNA, 1651 nt
Organism: Tribolium madens (black flour beetle)
Lineage: Eukaryota; Metazoa; Arthropoda; Insecta; Coleoptera; Tenebrionidae
Product: cytochrome P450 4c3-like
Exons: 8
Coding region: 77-1573 (498 amino acids)
Molecular function (GO): monooxygenase activity; iron ion binding; oxidoreductase activity, acting on paired donors, with incorporation or reduction of molecular oxygen
Source: RefSeq, a predicted model, not a curated record
UAUCGUAAGUUUGUGAAUUACAAGUGUAUGAAAUAAUAAAUUAAAAUAAUAAUUUGAAGUUUUUCUUUAGAAAAAAAUGAUUAAUAUUGUUACAAUUUUAACUUCCAUCUUAGUUAUAAUUGUUUUUGUAACAAAGUUCUUAAAAAAAUCGAAACAAAACAAUGACUUUUAUAAAAAUAUUCGGGGUCCUCGUGGAUUACCAAUUUUAGGAAGUGCUUUAGAUUUUAAAACUACAAAAGAUGUGCUCCAAAAUCUGAUUAAUUACACUAGAGAUUAUGGCGACAUUCUAAGAGCACAAAUCGGCCCUUUUCAUAGAUAUAUUCUAGUAUCCAAUUACGACUUUUUAGAGUGUAUUUUAAGUAGCUCAAAAUUGAUUCGUAAAUCGCAUAAUUACAAAUUUCUUCAUUCUUGGUUGGGUACCGGUUUGCUGACAAGUGAUGGAGCGAAAUGGAAAACUCAUAGACGCAUUUUAACCCCAGCUUUUCAUUUCCAAAUUUUAGAACAAUUUAUUGAAGUUUUUGAAAAAUGUGGAAACACACUUCUUGAUAAAUUACAAAAUGAAGUCAAUAGGGAAAGUUGUGAUAUUUAUCCUUACGUUACAAUGUGCACCCUUGACAUAAUUUGCGAAAGUAUAAUGGGAAUACGUAUAAAUGCACAAGAGGAUAGCACCUCGGAUUAUGUCCAAAGUGUGAAAAAUAUGUGUCGGAUUGUGGUCGAAAGAUCCAUUUCUCCUCUUCAGAUGUGUCCUUUUAUAUAUCCUUUAACGAAAAAUUACUGGACUGAAAAAAAAUCCUUAAAAAUUUUACAUAAACAAACCAAUGAUGUGAUUAAUGCCAGACGAAAAGAAUUGGAGAGUUCGAAAGAAAAUUCUAGUAAUGAAGAAGAGAACUUUACAAAAAAGAAAAAACCAUUUCUAGAUUUGUUAUUAGAAACAAAAAUUGAUAAUAGAAUGUUGACACAGGAAGAGAUAAGAGAAGAAGUAGAUACUUUUAUGUUUGAGGGUCAUGACACUACAGCUUCUGCAAUCAGCUUUACAUUAUUCUGUUUAGCCAACAGUUCAGAAAGUCAGAAAAAGACGUUUGAGGAGCAACAAGCUAUUUUUGGUAACACUCAAAAUGUCACUGCUUCAUAUGCAGAUUUACAAAAUAUGAAAUAUCUGGAACAAGUCAUAAAAGAGGCUUUACGUUUAUACCCAUCGGUGCCAUUUUAUGGUAGAGAAAUUACCGAAAAUGUUGAAUAUGAUGGCAAGUUAUUACCAAAAGGAGACAUUUUAUUAAUUUUUGCUUUUGGAAUACAUCGGAACAAAAAAUAUUUUAAAAAUCCGGAAAAUUUUGAUCCUGAUAGAUUUAACAAUAUGGAACAUAACUCACCCUAUGCUUAUAUACCUUUCAGUGCAGGACCGAGAAACUGCAUUGGCCAAAAAUUUGCAAUGCUGGAAAUGAAAAGUACUGUUUCAAAAAUAAUCAGACAAUAUAAAUUGUUGCCCACAACACCACAACAUGAAUUGGAAUUAGUGGGCGAAACGAUUUUAAAAUCGACUAAUGGAAUCAAAAUACGUCUAAGGCUGAGAUGAAAUAUUGUUUAAAAAUUAAAAUUUAUUGUAUCGUGAAAUAAAUAAAAGUCUCAAUAAAUCGCCUUAAAGUAAAAAAAA